CUGCUAACAGUUGAGAAGUCCAAGUCGAGCACUUGAAGCGCUUGUCGACCGAUGCAGCGCUGUAACCAGCAACUCAUGUAUAUCUUAUCCGCACAGAGAGCGAUUCGGAUGCGAUCGGACCCGAGGGUAUCGACAAGCUCUGUGGCGACAUUGGUAUCAGCUCCGACAAUCUGGGAAUCCUUCUGUUGUUCUACAAGCUGCAAGCAAAAACGAUGGGCUAUGUGACCAAAGCUGAAUGGCAGGCGGGAAUGAAGGCACUAAACGUUGAUUCAGCCGAGAAGCUCGUCAAGGCCGUGGCUCGACUGGAAGACGAUAUGAAAGACAUGGCCGUCUUCCGCGACUUUUACAUUUGGCUGUUCACCUUUGCCAAGGAUUCUGAGCAGCGCAACCUCGAGAUUGAUGCCGCCAAAGCACUCUGGCUGCUGGCUCUUCCGUCCAGCCGGUAUCCUACCGUCAGCAAAUUCCUUGCAUUUCUGGACGAAGCCCGUCCGCUCAAGGUCAUCAACAAAGACCAGUGGCGCAGUCUACUCGACUUUUUGGUGAUGGUGCCGGGAGACUUUAGCAACUAUGACGAUUCGAACGCAUGUAGGUGCCCGAUCGGUGCCCGAGCGAGGACAUGGUCGCUUGCACAGGGAUCUGGGCAGGCUCAAAGACGGCCGCGUGGGGCCAGGUUACUAACAGUGCGUUCUUAUUGUCGCAACCAGGGCCAACGUUGUUUGAUCAGUUUGUGGCAUGGGCCCGCAAAUCGGCGCCAUGAAAUGUAUCGAUAGGGCUGCCGAUAGACUUUUGCUUGACUACAAUCACUGCCUUCUGUUGACCAACUGCUUGUAUUGCUGGAUACCUUUGCGUCGGGCGCAGCCCAUAUAUUUUCAAUCUCGGGAGAAAGACCGGGCUCAAUGCCAUCCAUCCAUCCAUCCAUCAAUACAGGUUCUGAUGAAGUGA
Molecule: messenger RNA, 942 nt
Organism: Polychytrium aggregatum
Lineage: Eukaryota; Fungi; Chytridiomycota; Chytridiomycetes; Polychytriales
Product: Cullin binding-domain-containing protein
Exons: 5
Coding region: 213-770 (185 amino acids)
Biological process (GO): protein neddylation; positive regulation of ubiquitin-protein transferase activity
Cellular component (GO): ubiquitin ligase complex
Molecular function (GO): ubiquitin conjugating enzyme binding; cullin family protein binding; ubiquitin-like protein binding
Source: RefSeq, a predicted model, not a curated record